Molecule: messenger RNA, 1986 nt
Organism: Entrophospora sp. SA101
Lineage: Eukaryota; Fungi; Glomeromycota; Glomeromycetes; Entrophosporales; Entrophosporaceae
Source: the annotation of a GenBank genome assembly
AUGGGUAAAAUAUCGAAAAAAAAGGAAUCCAAAAAAAGUAUAUUGGCAUUUCCUAUAGAUAAUAAUAAAAUUACUGAUUUAAAUAACGAUCUAAAUAAUCAAAAGGAUAUGACUAGUGAAGAUAUUUUACCUGUGAUUAAGCAGAAUCUUAUAAGAUCACUAAUAGAAAGAUUAACAGAUAAUGUUUAUGAAGUGAUUUUUGAAGUAAUCGGAACAUUAAGAAAUCUAACAGUUGUAGGAGAAUAUGAUAUCUGUGCAGAAAUGUUUAAUAAAAAUAUUCUUACACCAUUGAUAACAUUAAUACCAAAAAUUUCUGUUGUAAUUAAUAAUAUAUUAAAAGGCAUUCCUCAAGAAUCGGAUCCAUUUGUAGCCGCUAGAUCAACGAUUUGGAAGUUUGCAGAAAAUAUUAUUUGCAUAUUUUGGUCUUUAAGUGAGACAUCACAAAAGAUUCUGAGAAGCAUUAACAAUGCAAAUAUUAUUUCAUUCCUUUUAGCUUUUUUUACACCAUCAGAAUUAAUUCCUACUCAAACUAUUAUUGCUGCAGCACAAUGUCUUAACACCCUUACAGACGAGAAUCCAGAUAUUUAUUUUCAUUUUAAAAAUAAUCCAGAAUAUUUAAAAUUACUUUAUUAUCAUAUUAAUUCUGAAAUUGGUGAUAAUAAAACGAGCGAUGAUCAUUUGAAUGUUAAAGUUUUGUCAUGUGGAAUUCUUUCAAAUAUUCGAUCAAUCCUAUCACCUUCACUAUUACCAUCCUUAUUUUCCGAUAUAAAUUUUUAUAUAAUUCCUGUGUUGAUACCAUGUUUAUCUUUUGAUAUUCAAAAAUGUGCUGAAGAUGCAAUUGAAACUGCUAAUAACAUUGAAACAUCUGACACUCUCAUAAAAGGUUCAAAGGAUGCUAUAACACCAACACCUAAAGAGGUGAAGUUAAAUUUCAUUAAUUCUAAAUUAACCAAUUUACAACUUGUACUUGAAUUAAUAUCAAAAAUUUGUUUAGAAAUCUUAGUGAAUAGGUUGAAUGGUUACGAAAAAAAAUAUAAUAAAGCGGCAGUAAAAGUUGAAAACAUGGAGGAUGAUACACCUAUGCUUGACACAGAAAACUCUAUUAUUGAUAACGACAAUGACAAAAUAUUAUAUAGUCAAAAAAAAUCGAUUCUAGAAACAUUCACAACGAUAAUACUGCCAGCAUUAAUUCGGUUGGCCGCACCAACAAAACUUUCUUUUCAAGAACAAAUGGGCCCCAAUGUUAUGCCACCACCUACAAUUGCACCUAUUAUAACAUCCUCGCUAGCAAUUAUACAUCUUCGAGCAAUUGAAUGUAUGAAUAAUUUUUUUUUGUCUAUGAUAGACUUUGAGGACAAGUUUUGGUAUGAUCAACAUAAAGAUGAUGUUAAACAAUUAUCAAUAACGCUGAUUGAUUUGGCUAACCAGGUAGCUGGUAAAGGUGUUAAAGUUGGAGCUGAGGAUCCAGGACAAGAGAUGAGAGGCUCUAUUUUGGAAGCUUUGGUUGGAUGUCUAUGGACUUUGGCAAGAGGUUUAGAUGGAUAUGUUCCAUUUUCCGAAGCUCAAAUAGAAACAUUUAUUGUUUCGUACCAUCAUUCUAUAUCAGAUAGUAUGCGAGUAAAAAUAAUCGGUACUUUAGGUGUCGUUGCAAGAAGACAAAAUGCCGUUAAAGAAAACAAAAUCAUUGGAGAUUUUAUGAUAAAUGUACUUCAAAAUCUACCACCAAAUGGUUCAACUAUAUUAGAUUGUGCUAUUGAAGCAUUGAAUGCUAUUUAUGACAUUUAUGCAGACAAGAAUUUUGAUUAUGAUCAAUACGUGUUUGUACAAGGAAAUUAUUUGAAUUUAUUACAAAAUAUAAUGGAUCCGUUUCGUGUGAUGGUCAAAUCUAUUGAUAAACGCAAUUUUCGCGAUCAAAGAUUAAGGGCAGAUGAAGCUUUAAUCAAUCUUGUUGCAUUUAUUAAAUAUAAAAAGGAGGAACGAAAUUAA